Molecule: messenger RNA, 9760 nt
Organism: Armigeres subalbatus
Lineage: Eukaryota; Metazoa; Arthropoda; Insecta; Diptera; Culicidae
Product: nucleosome-remodeling factor subunit NURF301-like
Biological process (GO): regulation of transcription by RNA polymerase II
Cellular component (GO): NURF complex
Molecular function (GO): RNA polymerase II cis-regulatory region sequence-specific DNA binding
Source: RefSeq, a predicted model, not a curated record
AGCGCGGCCUUCGCAGCUUCACGUCGGAUACGCUUUGCAACAUACCAACCCCGCAUACUACGCCAGAGUCCAGCCAGCGACGACAGCCUCCACACAACAAAACGAUUCGAGACUCCGUCAGUGGCGGACGCGUUUGUGGAAGUCAGUGCAAAUUUAUUCGCAUAGUUGCAAAAGUCUUAUCAACUUGCAGCAGUGUGGUGCGGAAAAGUGUAAACAUCGCGAUAGAAGCCGAUUUCCAUCCGGAAAAGGUCCAAUUAGAACACGAUAAGCGAAUUUUCCAUCGAAUGUGAAAUUUUGUACACACACGCAUACAGACGCAGCAGAAGAGAGAGACAAGGUUCAAGAUUUUCACCUGAGUGCUUGCUAGUGUCGGUGAGACGGGAGAAGGUAGUGACGGUGUGUGCGUUCUGGCGACUGCGAAAAAUAGAAGGACGCUUCUGAUUGGUUGACCGUUUGACAGGCGCUGGAGAAGAUUUUUACAACUUUGUUCAAAGUGCCAUAAUUUUCGGUGCAAAGUGCAAUAAUUUGCGGAAAAUUGCUUAAAGUGACAAAGUUUUACGAAUUUUUAAGCAUAAAGUGUGUUUUAGGGUAGUGGAUUUACAAGUAGAAAAAGUGACCGAGCGCAGCUCUGUUGGACAAGAUGGCGACGGCUGCGAGAGCCAAUCAGCGUCGAGCUUCUGUCGCUCGGGUACAGGAUGAUGAUUUUUCAUACGUUUUCGCGUCAUCGUUCAGCAGCAGCAGCAAAAUUUAGUGCGUCCUCGUCGCAGAAGGAAGAACAAAACCCAAGAUCAGCAAGUGAGGAAGAGUGUGUGCAAGAUUUUGGGCUCGCGCGGAAAAAAUCGAACCAAAUUGGAGUCCGAGAAUAUCUCCCUGACAUGUGUCAGGUGAAAAUUGGUGAAAUUGGUUAAAGUGCUGGUGGAAAUCGCUGGAAGUGUCCCGAACGAAAAUUCGAUUCUACCAAGUAAACUAGAAAGUACCAAAGAGCACACUAAGCGACUCCAUUUUGGAAGUAACGUUACCAGAAACGUUAGUAUUGAGCUGGUUCAAAUACCAGACCCAACCUCUAUAAGACAACAGUUCAUCACGGCUUCCAAAUGAGUAGCCGGAAGUCUGCGGCGGCAGCCGCCGCAGCCGGGCAGGGCUCCUCUGGUGGUAAGAGGCGCGGUCGCCCACCAAAGUCACAGUCAGCCGCCAUGGAGCGGCCGAAGAGCAACUUCCAGUACCAUCUACUGAAGAAACCGAAAUAUCUCUGCAAAGACGGUGGCAACGGGGAUUCACGUUUCAGCACCCCGUCGGCAUCUCGUGCGUCGUCACCGCAGGGCAGCGAGGAGAGCCGCCCUUCCACAUCAAGACGAUCGGCUCCGGCCAAGGCACCACGCUCGGCAAAGGCCACAAAGGGACGACGAUCUGCGAGUGGACGAGGGCGAGGUGGAAACAGUCGAAAAAGUUACACCUACCACGAGUCGGAGUAUCAUUACGGCUCGGACUUUGGCGACGACAGUGACAAAAGCGACGCCUAUGAUGAUUCCAUGCGUUCAACCAGUGAUUCCGAAGACAGCCUUGCGAAUGAAUCCGAGUCCGAUUUUUCCAUUCAAAGUUUCAGUGUGUCGACGGGAGUUGUCUGCCAAAGGGAGCCAUCUCCGGAUCCGGUGUGGCUUCAGGAACGCAAUUAUCCGCCAUUGGAGUUGCCGGCCUCGUCGGAGGAUUUGCUAGUUCCAAACAGUAUUGUUCUGAAGUGUACCUCGAUCUACGAAAUCAUCAGACGGUUCAGAAAUUUGGUACGACUUUCGCCAUUCCGGUUAGAGGACUUUGCGGCAGCGAUCAUGUGCGAAGAUCAAAGCCCACUGAUGACGGAGAUACACGUUAUGCUUCUGAAGGCUAUUCUCCGGGAGGAAGAUUCCCAACAGACUCACUUUGCACCUUUGGAUCAGAAAGACAGUGUCAAUAUAGCGCUUUAUUUGAUAGACAAUAUUACGUGGCCAGAGGUGUUGCGGAGUUACAUUGAAAGUGACCCUAAUUUAGAUCAAAAAGUUUUGGAGAUACUCACAGUCAACGAGUAUCCAUUUGUAUCAGCAGAAAAGCGUUUGACAGUGUUGCAAUUUUUGACGGAUCAAUUCUUGGUUACCACCACAGUUCGAGACGACAUGUUGCAAGAGGGUCCAAUCCAUUACGACGACCAUUGUCGUAUCUGUCACCGGUUGGGAGAUUUGCUGUGCUGUGAAACUUGUCCCGCUGUUUUCCAUCUGGAGUGCGUUGAUCCGCCGUUGGUGGAUGUUCCGAGCGAGGAUUGGCAGUGUAAUCUGUGCAAGCUUCACAAGGUAUCUGGAGUGAUGGACUGUAUUACGGCACAAGAGAAACAAGGAAUGCUUUGCAGGCAGGAAAUGAUUGGAUAUGAUCGACAUGGCCGGAAAUAUUGGUUCAUCGGCAGGAGAAUUUUUAUAGAGACCGAAGAUUCUUCCGAGGUGUGGUAUUUCAGUACGGUCAAGCAGUUCGAAUAUUUGUUCUCAAAGUUGGAUCCUGAUGAUUUGGAAAUGCAUCUCUGCAAGGAGUUGGAUGAAAGGAAAGAUGAAAUAAUAAAACAUAUGACUCUCACCGAGACAAUAACCAAUCAGCAAAAGGGCAAUAAAAAGUCCUACAUUGAAUUGGACAAUCAGCGAUUGGAGAGGUUGUUGGAAGAAAGACAGGCAAGUAAAAAUCCUGAUGGAAAAAUGGAUGUCGACGAGCUGAAGGACGGUGGCGAUAGUGAAGCAUCCAAUGAGAAGUCCAAUGAUGCAGCCAACGGAGACGAGUCCUCGAGUAAGGAAGACGACGACUCUAAAGCUUCGAGUGACAAGCAUGUGACACGAUUGAAGACGGGAUCAUUGGCUCCACGGACUUUCACUGCCGAAGAUAUGAAGAGAAAGAAUUCGUUAACUAAAGAGGAUGAUGAGUCACGAAUAACUCGUAACAAAUUAACUCAGAUAUCUAAUGGGACACUCCACUUCAAGUUGGGUAUGGAAAAUGGGUUCAAAGCAUACGUGAAUCAAUACUCCAUCAAUCCGAUUGCGCUGAACAAGCCCCAAAGAAAUGAAGACAGGGACAAGAAAAGACAUUUGUCGCACAAGUUCUCUCUAACCCAAGCUUCUGAGUUCAAAUGGCUCGGCGGAGGAAUGAAUAGCACACAAACGCAAAUUAUUUCGACGAUUAAACAGAGCAUCAUCGCGUUAGAACAGGCAGUCGCUUCGCCUUACCUUCACCAAAACUGGACAAAGUUAAGAAAAAUUUGGAUUGGCGCUAUUAGCGCUUGUACCAAAGCAAAAGAUUUUGCUCGAAUCCUGUGUAUUCUGCAGUCCUGCAUGAGGAGUGUAAUAUUUGCUGGUGUGUGGCACGAACAACUUGGUCACACUAAAAUGUACAAAAUAACGUCGGCCGAGCGAGAAGAAAAAAAGAAACUUGAAAAACGGGAGAAGCGAGAACGAGAUGAUGAAGAAGAGCGCAACCGAAGCACGUUUAAUUUCGUCAAGUAUUCGCUCGGACUCAGGCAUCAGGUUUGGAAGCAGAAGGGAGAAGAAUAUCGUAUACAUGGACAGUGGGAUUGGGUCUGGAUGUCCUUCAGUCGAAGAAAAGUCAAGAAAAUUGGCCGAGAAACAAAUGAUUUGAGUCACGUUUUGUUACCGAUUGUGGCUGAAGUGCACAAGAAGCUUCUGAAAAUUGACGCCAAAACGCAUGAGGCGUACCAACUCGUACGCAAUGGAAGCACAGAUCUUGACUUUUUAACCGGAAAUGAAGCGUUGGAUAGUCGGUUAGAGGACAAAUUCAAUCAGACGGAAACAUUCCACGUUCCAGAAACGUACGAUCAAAUUGACAUUUGUAAGGCACUUUCUACACCAGGCGGCCGAAUUUUGUAUCCCAAGAUCGCCAAGACUGCUUCAGUACUGGACGGAUUACUUCAACGACGAGUUGAUCUAAAAGAAGCGGAAGAGCAAAAAUUCGCCAAAGUGAAGGAUGAUGACGACAUCGAAGUGAAUGUGAUUCACAAGCCGGAAACAGUCCAAACACGGCCAGGCGAAUGCGUAGAAAAACAACUGCAAACCAUCAUAAACAGUCGUCACAAUUCCAACACAAGGAAUCAAUUGCCAGUCAAUAGACAAACGAUUCGACUGAACGGUGAACAGUUAGAAUCUUUGAUUGAAAAAAUCCUUCCUCUACGUUCCAAAUACCAAAAAGUAAAUGCUCUGGUCCAGCAGAGCAAGUGCUACUCGGUAGAUUGCGAAAAUGGUCAAUGUUAUUCGCCUUUAUGCUUGCAAAAACAAUCCAUCAAAGAUGAACUGUCGCCGCUUCUGAAGCGCGCUCAAGCACUGCAAUCCACUCCAAUGGCCACCCCAACGGCCGGUGUAAAGUCAAUCCUUGAGCAGAAACUGACCGAGAAUAAGGCGGAAAAUUUCGACUCCAUGCUGGCCAAUUUUACGAUGACUCGGUAUCGCUCGAUUCUCGAUGAUUGGGACUGUGCUCAUCAGCAUCUGAUUGAAUAUGACGAACAACUUGUUCAAACUAUGGCGGCUCCCAAAAUGCCAGACGAACACAACAACAAUAUAACGAAUGAGGUUGAAAUCAAGACCGAGGACGCUCCCGAUAUGGUUGUAAAAGAGGAAAUUGUCAGCACGGAAGGGGAGCCUGAUUUAAAUGUCUCGGAAAAGGUGGAUGAUAGUUUGAAGCUGAACGAGAACUCCAAUUCUAUCUCGGAAAAUUCGUGCGAUGAACCACGCUCCACCCGUCGGGGACGCUCGCGAAAUAGCAAAAACAACUCAAUAGUUGUUGAAGAAGCUGAGGUCAAGGUUAAAGAAGAGGAAGUGAUUGUUUUACCAAAGAAGGAACACAAACCAAAUCGCCGAUUUGCUCUGCCAUCCCGUUGCGUAAAGAAGGAAGAACCAGAAGAGCAAGAGCUUGCAUCCGAUGGUAGUCCGCGGAUUUAUUCCGCCAGUGCUACCAAAGGAAAGAUUUAUCUUCGUAAAGCCCUGGUGCCCGAAGGAAAAGAUGAGAAGGUUAAAAGUGAAAGUAAAUCGACUGUUGUCGGUCCGGUAAAACCAAAAUAUCCUGCGGUCAAUUACUUCUGGACUCGCAAACAAACUACCUCGAUUAUGGUUCUGCCCACACAUGAGCUGCUCAAGUUGGCCCGCAACGGAGGUCGCUUGGCAGUGGCAGGUUUCCACCAUGUAGCCAAGAACAACAACUCCGUGUGGCCUUAUCCGUGUGCGAGACCAUUGUUCAAAACAUGUUGGCUGUAUCGCACGCUCAAUUUGAGCACGUUGUCUGCUGUUGGUCUGCAGUUGCGCAUCCUAUGGACAUGCCUACGGUGGGACGACAUGGCCAUGAAACCGGUCACAAGCGACGGAAAACAUCAGGUAACAACCGAGUCAGAGAUUAUGUCACUGGAAAUUCUCAAACAUCGGUACGCAGGAAUCUUCAACGAGAGAAUGCAAUACUUGCGACGAAAAGUAGUCAUUCCACUGGAGCUUCCAAAGACUGUUCGUGAGGUGCAAUCCAUCCGUUCGGGUUUACGAAAGCGGAAACGUGCCGAAUCUCCACAGCAAACCGAACCGCAGGUCAGCGAAGAGUGGAUCGAUGAAGACAAGCUAGAGCUGUGGGAAAUCAAGCUAUACGGAGAAAAGCAAGAGAAAAUUGCUGCGGCACAAGCCCAACAUGUCACCCGCACCAGUACCGGGAAGCUUCCUGUUACUCGUCCGACACCUACAUCGUCUGGUGAAUCAUCCAAUUCGUCGACUCCAACCAACAAUGGCAGUGUUAGCAGCAACAAUGUCUCAUCCGGUAAUAUCCAAAACAAAUCAGCGGUCAUUUCCAGUAAAGCCUCUCGAGAGGAGAUCACGGAAAAAAUGGAACAGCAACUUCGGAUACAACGAGCAGCUCACAAUCAGAAACGUGCGAUGGAACUCAAACAAGGUCAAUCGACGGAUGGUGCCACCCCUCCCAAGCAAACAAUCGUUCAGCGACGAAUAAUCGUCAAAAAUGCUGACGGCACAACAAAAGUUAUUCAGCAAAAUAUCACCCAACCGGCUCGAGCUUCUCCAACCCCAGCACCAUCGGCGACUCCCAGUCCCCAACAAUCUAAGGCUCAGCAAGCAGCUACCCCUCCGGCGAAACCCGACGGUCCGCAAAAAGUUCAAAUCAUUCGGGGUCCAGAUGGAAAAGUUAGCGUACGUGGUCUGAACCCGGGACAGCAGCUGAUUCAGACCGCCGACGGAAAACUGCAUGUUCUCAGCGCAGCACCUGGAGCAAACCCCGCUAGCAAACAAACCAUAGCCGCGAAGGUCGGUCAGAAAAUCAUCACCAAGGUGGCUGCUGGCGCUAGUCCUGUUGCAAGUGGUUCCGCCGCUUCCAGCAGCAACGUGGCGCCCAGCACAGCAGCCGCCUCGGUGACGGUGACGCCUCCCGCGAUCACUCAGCCCCAACCGCAGCAAAUUCAGGUGCAACAGCAGCAAGUCCAAGUGCAACAACAACAGCCGCAGCAGCAGCAAGCUGCCCCUGUGGUGGUUAGCUCCCCUGCGAUGGUAACUCAGCAAGUUGUAAAUAAAUCGCCUAGCAUUGUGGUUCGAAAUCAGGCCGGUCAGCCAAUCAAACAGAUUAUUCAGAAGCAAGUAGUUCAGAAGGUGCAAGCGACCAGUACGACACCGCAACAGCCGGUUACUCCGCAGAAGAUAAUCAUCAACAAUCAGCAGGGAACAGUGCAGAAAAUUAUCACCUCAAGUGGACAGCUGAUAACCACAACAGGAAGUCCCGUUCAGAAAGUGGUUACACAAUCCAAUUUACAGCAACUGCUGCAAAACGCUGGGCAAAAAGUCGUGGUUGAAUCGAACUCUGGUCAGAGUCCGGUGCAGACGCAGAAGGUUCUGGUCGCCACAACUCCCACCGGCCAGCCCGUGCAGAAACAGAUACUAAUCCAGAACGCUACAUCUCCCCAGCAGAUUAUUAUCAACCAAGCCGGUGGGCAAAAGGUAGUUCAACAGAUCGUUGCCUCACCAGGUCAACAGAUCAUGAUCGGUGGCCAACGGAUUAUGAUAGGUGGCGGUCAAAAGAUUAUCAGCAAUCAACCCAUUCAAAUCCAGCAGAACCAACCGAUCCAACAGAUACAGCCAAUCCAACAGGUACAACCGAAAGUACAGCAAGUGCAUCAAAUCGUUACCUCCUCGCCACAGCCUCAGCAACCCCAGCAGAUUCAGAUACAGAUACAGCAACCUGUUGCUACACAAUCAACCCCGCAGCCACAGGUUCAAACUAUUCAAGCGCAAUCGUCUCCUCUCUCCCAAGGCCAAAGCCUAACCCAACAGCUGUCCAGUGGCAAGCUCCAACUGGCCAACUUCAAUGGUCAGCAAGUGCUAAUACGGCCCUUGGGUAAUAAUCAGGCACAGGUUGUUGCCCACAUUAAAACACAACCCAACGGAACCGCGCAAAUCAUUCCUUUGGCAAAUGCGGUCGAUCCUCCCGCUGCACCAGUUCAAGCUCAGCCAAUGCAACAAGUCAUGCAAGCCGCUCCGGUGCAACAAACGACCAUCCAGCAGGUUGUACAGCAGCCAAUAGCACAAACCACGGUCGUCCAGCAAGCAUUCAACGCAUCAGGAACCUCUCAAACUACGUUCCAGCAGCUUGCCGCCGCGACUCAACAACAGCAGCAGGCACUGGAUCCGGUGGAGCAGACCUUACUGCAAGGCCAACCGCCAGGAACGGUCAUCAAAUGCGUCACUGCCCAGGUGAUACAGACUCAGCAGGGCCCGCGGAUAGUGCUGCAAGGUUUGCAAGGUUCCGAAUUUACCCCUGCGCAGUCCGCCCUAGUGCAGCAGCAGGUCAAACAACAGCUGCUCAAAGCCCAGGAAUCGAACGGUAAGCAGGGUGUUCUCGGACCGACGAAAAUCUACUUGGCCAUUCAGCCGUCCCAGCAGCAGGCCGUGGUAGCCCAGCCGCCGCCAUUGGCCCCGGUACAGAUUAAACACGACGGUGGCACAACCCAUAUCCAGCUGCACCAGCAAGUAAGUCGCUACUAGAGAUUUUGUUUUAUUUUCGUUUGUUCUUUAUUUUACCAUUUUCGGAUUUAUUUUUUAUUCCGUAUCGUGAUGAGAUUUUUGCGAGCCCAUGUGAUGGGUCGCGCGAUAAAGAGAAUGGUAUGCACGAUUUCUUCUUUCCUGGAGAGACACGGCUCGAAGAAGGGAAAGUGGUGCGCGAAUCGAGAUUAGGAUUAUUGUACAUAUAGUGCCCUUAUAAUUAACAGUAUUGUAUAUAUAUAUAUAGAUUAGACGCGCUUUUUUCAGAGAAGCAUUCAACAAAUUCUAAAACCUUAGUGUGUAGGUGAGAAGUUAUCGUGCAUUCCAAAGUAUUUGAAAUUGUAGACAAAGGCCUAGAUUGUGGGUUUUGUGCAGUCAUACCCCACGGUGCAGUAAUCUUGAGGUAUAUGUCUCUUUUUAGCCUUAGCGUUUAAGUAAACUGUGUCCUGUGUUUUAAUACUUUUUUUUAACUGAUCGAUUAUGAAAUCUAUAUGGGCAUACAUUUUAUCUGUGACCAACUACACAAUUAUUUUAGAAUUGAAAGUAACCAGAAUAGCGAUCCAUUUAUAUAUGGAAGUAAAUUGCAUAAUCUCAUUACCAAUAUCCUCAGUUUAGUUGAUUUAGUUUGUGAGUUCUUCUCACGGCAGUAUAACUUUCAGCCUCCCAUUUUUUUUACGAAUUUUGCGUGACCUAAAAUAAACGAUAUCUGCUCCACUAUUCAAAACAUGUUCAUAUAUAAGUUGUAUUCGCACUCAAUCACACACAAUCGUUGUUCACUGAAUCACAAGGUUUUGAAUAUUUGUCCUUGAAUAUGGGUACAUGAGUCUGAAUUGUGGAGCAGAAACACUGUAGGUUGAAAGUUUUAGAGCAAAUUUUAUUUUUUGAGCUCCCGCUUUGUUUACGAUAACCCACCUUUUUACGCAUUGCAUUGGAAUAUCCAAAUUUUGCUUGAUUACUGAUUUGGGUAGACGAUGUACGAACUUUGAAUACUACAUGUGAUAAUCACAACCAGCCUGAUAUCAUAUGCUCGUAUCUUGGACUUCACUCAGAUGUUACGAGUUGAAAAAUAGAGAAAUUCAAAAUUUUACAAUUUUUUGAAGUUUCGAGUUUUUUGGGAGCUGUAAUCUGUAACUGUAACUGUAAUCAUUCAAAGGCUGUCGAUACAAAAUUCCAAAAUUUUAAAAUUAAAUUUGCUUUAUAUUUCCAACAACGUUUUCGUAUUUCACCGUCAUUGACAUCACAGAUUUUACGUACCUUUUAUCAAGUUCCUAAUGUACAUGAUCGAUCCAAAUACUAUAGAAAUUGGUAAACAUUCUAGAUUUUUCAUUCUUAUUGAACCUAUUCGCCGUCAACUUGUCAGCUCUUAUUGGUUCAUUGUCUGUCCUUAGUCAAGUUAAUUCAAAAUAUUCCAUGACAAACAGCAAACAAAACAAAGCCUAUACAUAAAGCAUCUCUUGAGACUGAACAAAUGGAAAUGGACAGCAUUUACGAUUGGUUUUUCCUGUUCCUAAGAAUAAGCAAAGCUCCAGAAGUCUAACAAUACAUGCAUAGCUUUCAAGCGACAUUCCCAGUUCUCCACUUCCGUUUAAUGUCCUGACUAACGAUAAACAAUCUGCUGAUGCCACGUCCCAUUCAACUCCAAUCGUGGUAGAGCACUUCUCGAUAUGCCUAUCCUAACGAAAGAAAAAAAAAACGACGUAGCAGCAAAUCUCCGCAACGUUGCAGAGUAA